GCCUCUUUCAUCCGCGCUCAAAGUCUUCCUCUCUCUAAACCCAAAGCCAAAACCCUAGCUUCCUUCCUUCUCUCUCUCGCUUUCAAUGGAGUUCUGGGGUGUUGAAGUGAAGGCUGGAGAGCCCAUGAAGGUGAAGCCAGACCUUGGCAAUGUGGUGCAUUUGUCACAGGCUUGUCUAGGCGAGGCAAAGAAGGCAGCUGACAGUGUUGUCAUCUAUGGAAAGGCCAAAGAGCAGAAGCUUGUGUUGGGACAUCUUAUUCCUAGCCAAAUCCCUCAGUUGUCAUUUGAUUUGGUCUUUGACGAGGAGUUUGAGCUCUCCCACAACUGGAAAAACGGCAGUGUCCACUUUGCUGGUUAUCAAUCUGUGAUGGGUGAUGAUGAUGAUAAUUCGAGUGAGUAUGAUUCUUCAGAUUCAGAAGAAGAGGAGGAAGAACUCCCAGUGAUUGCUACAGAAAAUGGAAAAGUUGAAAAUGCUAAACCAGCUUCAGCUAAGAACAAUGCUGUCAAACCUGAAUCUUCUGGAAAGCAAAAGGUCAAGAUUGAAGAACCAACCAAAGAUGAGGUUGAUGAAGACGAGUCUGCUUCUGACAUGGAUGACUCAAUGGACUCAGAUGACAUGGAUGAUUCUGAUGAUGAAAGUGAGGAUGAUUCUGAUGAGGAAGAUGAAGAGACACCAGCCCCUAAGAAGCCUGAAUCUAAGAAGAGAGCCCAAGUCUCUGAAUCAGCCAAAACUCCUGUUUCUGCUAAAAAGGCAAAGAUAGACACCACUACUCCUCAGAAGACUGAUGCUAAGAAGGGAGGCCACACAGACACACCACACCCUGCUAAGAAGGGGAAGACUCCUGCUACUGAUAAAUCCAAGGCACAAACUCCAAAGUCUGCUGGUGGUAAUUUCUCUUGUGGCUCCUGCAGUAAGGCAUUCGGUUCAGAUGGGGCUCUUCAGUCCCACAACAAGGCCAAGCAUAGUGCUGGAAAGUAGAGUGCGAAUGUGGCUGAAGCACAGCUUGUUUUUGAUAUAUAAUAUUUUUGGUAUCGAGAGUACAGGGGAAGUUGAAGGGUUUUGGCAUUAGCGGAUUAUCCUCGGGAUUUAUUUAUGGCCUUGUUUUGUUUGAAACUUUUAACUGAAUGGUUUAGUGUGCUAUUUGGAUGUUUUCUCCUAAUUUAAUUAGUCAUUAUGCUUAUUCCCUGGUUCCUUCAUAUCAUUAUUCUAAUUUAAGUUAGAUUAUUGAAGUCUAUACUUCAGUAU
Messenger RNA from Fragaria vesca subsp. vesca, 1246 nucleotides. Its product is annotated as histone deacetylase HDT1-like. The transcript has 9 exons. The coding region runs from base 86 to 979 and encodes 297 amino acids. The record is from RefSeq and is a predicted model, not a curated record. NCBI's taxonomy places the organism in Eukaryota, Viridiplantae, Streptophyta, Magnoliopsida, Rosales, Rosaceae.